GCUUGACGUUGACCGACGUCGUGGUGCAACAGGGAUAUCAGUUAGCUCACUACCAGCACAAGUUAGAAGUUUUUAUGCCAGUUCCCUAAACGCCGUGUUUACCCGAGCGGAAAAGCAAAGAGCGACUACGGCUUAUCUUUCUUCCCCUGUCCACCAAGUGACCUACUUAGCAAGACGUUAUCCCGGGAUAAAUUAGCCAGAUUUGCUAGCAGAAGUAGGUCACUGAGCUGCUGGUUCGGCCUAGAUUCGCUUUCGAGGAAAACUUCGCUGUUUUGCGGACCAUGGUUGUUCUGAAAAACAUCCAUCCUCCCACUGAAGGGGUGCGACAUGAGCAAGCCGACACCACGGCGGUGCUGGACGGCCAGAGGCUGGGCUGCGGCACGCUCUACGUCGCUGAAACGCGUUUGUCGUGGUUUGAUGGAUCGGGGUUGGGUUUCUCCCUGGAGUAUCCCUCCAUAGGCCUGCAUGCCAUCUCCAGGGAUGUGAGUGCGUACCCCCAGGAACACCUGUAUGUCAUGGUGAACGGAAAGCUCAACGAAGAGAAUGAGGCAGAAAUGGCUGAGAAAGCAGCUGGAGACGAGGAGGAGGAUGACGGUGGCAGCAGCAGCGGAGGGGAAGAUGACGAUGAUGAAGGGGUGAUCUCAGAGAUUCGGUUUGUGCCGACCGACAAGACGUCAUUGGAGUCCAUGUUCUCAGCCAUGUGUGAAUGCCAGGCCCUUCAUCCCGACCCCGAUGACUCUGACUCUGACAACGACUUUGAGGGAGAGGAAUACGAUGUGGAAGAAGCUGAAGCAGAGCACGGCCACGCCGACAUCCCAACCUUCUACACGUGUGACGAGGGUUUGUCGGCGCUGACGCAGGAAGGCCAGGCCACGCUGGAGAGGCUGGAAGGGAUGCUGGCCCAGUCCGUUGCUCAGCAGUACAACAUGGCUGGAGUGAGAACCGAAGAAACUAAACCAGAGUUUGAUGACGGGAUGGAGGUGGAUGCUGCAGCGAUGGAGGCCGGCCAGUUUGAAGACGCGGACGUUGAACACUAGAGGAAAUCGUGUCUACAUCCACACAAAGCACCAGUGGGAUCAGAGAAGGAGACGGCAGCACUUAUUUACGGCUUCCUGCUCUGACCCACACCCUCUUCCUGUUCUGGGAAUUUUCUGUUCUCUCCUCUUGUGCUGAACCUCUUCCUAGUCUCCCCAUAUUUCUUGCGCUAAAGCUCACGUGUUGCAGUAGGACGAUGUUUUUUUCAUGGUCAAAUCUUGAAGAUGCAGCGAGCUACCGAUGAACUGGAAGGCUGCUGGAACAUAAACAAACCCUGUUGACUUUAUUAAAACAUUUUGGGUUGUACAUAAUUUAACUGUUUCCCCUCCUUUGUCUUUGUAAGAAAUGAUCAAUAAAAUAAUUUUG
Messenger RNA from Cyprinodon variegatus (sheepshead minnow), 1401 nucleotides. It is a transcript of the gene clns1a, whose product is annotated as chloride channel, nucleotide-sensitive, 1A. The record is from RefSeq and is a predicted model, not a curated record. Gene Ontology annotation, biological process: chloride transport; cell volume homeostasis; spliceosomal snRNP assembly. The transcript is spliced from 8 exons. Gene Ontology annotation, cellular component: plasma membrane; pICln-Sm protein complex; methylosome. NCBI's taxonomy places the organism in Eukaryota, Metazoa, Chordata, Actinopteri, Cyprinodontiformes, Cyprinodontidae. Bases 282 to 1037 code for a protein of 251 amino acids.